Messenger RNA from Kwoniella mangroviensis CBS 8507, 2595 nucleotides. RefSeq lists its product as uncharacterized. Bases 1 to 2595 code for a protein of 864 amino acids. The transcript is spliced from 9 exons. The record is from RefSeq and is a predicted model, not a curated record. Lineage: Eukaryota; Fungi; Basidiomycota; Tremellomycetes; Tremellales; Cryptococcaceae. Gene Ontology annotation, molecular function: mRNA binding; RNA helicase activity; ATP binding. Gene Ontology annotation, cellular component: nucleolus; catalytic step 2 spliceosome.
AUGUCAGGGGACAACACCCCCAUACCACCCUCACAACCCCAUCGUACCUCCCCCAACCAACCUUCCAACGAUAUCGAAUCAUCACCAAUCUAUCAAGCAUUAUCAGCUCGUCUAGCCAGGACUGAGAAUGCUUUAUCGACCUUAUCCACCCAGGUAUCUCAACUGACAUCAAUUGUAAGAUCAUUACCACAAUCUCAAUCACAGAUUACCACAUCUCCCAUUAGAUCAAAAACGGCUACGACGACCAAUAAUACUUCAAGUGUAUUCGCACCUUUUGAUUCUGAAUUACCAUUACCGAAACCAAAUGCCUUACCUAAAUCACCUUUUGUACCAUCUACCACACCCCAACCUCAAUCUCAAGGAGCUAUAGCUUCAACAGGUUCGCAGGUGGAGAUCGCAGCUUUGACUCAGCAGAUAUCAGCAUUAUCAACUUCCGUAGCCCAGCUACAGAGAUUACAACAACAGAAUCAAUCACACUCUCAACUUACUCGACAAUCUUCUUCUUCCAACCAGACUCCCACGCUGGGUACGUUGGGGGAUGGUAGACAUCCCGGACCGUUAGCUUUGGGCAUACCUCAAAGACCAUUACAUCAUGGUGUAGAAAGUCUCAUACAUUCCAAUGGACCUAUGACCACACCCAACUCCCUUGCUGGAGGGGCAAACAAUCGACCAGGGAUGAAUAGGUCCUUCUCAAGUGGGAUUAUAGGUCAACCACCCGGGGGUUCUGCUGGAUUGACUAGCGGACAAAUUACACCUUCUAGUGAAUAUCCUUCGAAUAGAUUGGGUCAUCCACAUCAUCCUCAUACGCCCAGUGGAUUGAGAGAUAGAGAGAGGGAGUGGCCUAAUUCCACUGGCGGUACAGGUGCAGGUACAGGUACAGCCAGUCCUGGACCAGGUGGAUCGACUGGAACUGGUCCACUAACUCCAGGUGGGAGUGGUGUGGCUGCUCCUGGAGCUGGAAUAGUCAUUACGAAAUGGGAACAUCUUAACUUGAAAGUCGAUUUACUCAGAUCACUAUCAAAGUACGGAAUCGGUCCACCAAACAAGAUUCAAACGAGAGUACUACCAUUCAUGAUCAAAGGAAGUGACAUUAUAGCUCAAGCUCCUCCUACCACAGAGAGAAUCAUAUCUUAUGUCAUUCCCGCUUUACAUCUCGUGCAAAACUUGCCACCUCCCCCAGCCAGUUACGUCGGACCGUCAGUGAUCAUCAUUACCACGACCGUUGAUCAGGCAAUGCAAUGUCACAAAUUGGUCCGAGGAGUUGGAGGUCCAUUAGGGAUCAGAUCGGCCGUGGCUGCCGGAGCAGCAAGCUCAUCAGGUUUACCCAACGAGAUUGCUGCGAUGCAACGAGACGCUAUUCACAUUUUGAUUGGUACGCCUGCGAAAGUGGCCGAGGUGAUGACCAGCAGGGGCGGACUGGGCGGUGGAGAAUGUAGAUUGUUGAUUCUGGACGAAGUGGAUCAACUGAUCGCUCGAAACCUAUACGACAACGUUCUGAACAUUGCCAAGCUCCUUCCUGCACCUCGACGAGGUGGACCCGGUGGACUGAGUAUGACUGGCCCAUUGACGACGCCCGGAGCUCCAAUCGCACCUUUCUCACCUGGUUUGACGAGCCCUUACGACGCAGGAAGAGAUUCGCCUUUCAACCCUGCUAGCAAGACGCCUUUCCCAACUCAAGGAAGUCGGUUUGGCACCCCCGCUGGAAAUGGUACAGCUGCCGUCGGUGGACCUACUAGUACGGCUGCUGCUACGAAUGGACCCGGUGGUGCGAAUGGAAUAGAAAGGCAGACUUGUUUAUUCUCGAAUACCAUUCCAACGGACGUGAUCAACUUCUCCCAGUCACUUUCCGUUCGAGAUCCAGUUCGAGUCCUGGUCCGAAGAGAGGGAGGCACCAAUUCCCAAGAAUCUGUAUCUUCCGUCACACCAGGGAUCAACCUCAAACAUACCUAUGUGUACUUGACUAUCACCGGAUCGGCCCAACAGGGAUCGAACAAUCAGAAUAAACAGAAUAACGAGAUCGGUCCAGGAACGAUAGGAUCGGGACGCACGAACGGUGGACAAGGUAAUGAGGAGCAGAAUAGAGCUAAGGAAUACAAAUUGGAUAUGUUAACGAAGAUGUUGGAGGAUUAUCCUUUGUGGCAAGCUAUCAUACAUGUUGGGACGUACAGUAUGUUGCAAGCUGUUGUGGUUAGGUUACAAAGUAGGAAAUGGGAGACUUUGUACCUUACACCGGAUAUGCCACCUACACAGAAAAAAGCUAUUCUCCAACAAUGGCGUCUAUCCCUAUCAGGUAACGGGCCUAGAUUCCUGGUCGUGUUCGAUGUGAACAUCAAACCACCCGAAGUACCUUGGUCACCCCUGGUAAUCAACUUUGAUUUACCCCGAUCCGUCGAAGGUUACGCACAUAGAGCUGCUGCUGCUGUACCUCCCUCAAAUCGUCAAGGAGGGGCACAAGGCCAACAGGUGAAUGGUGUUAUCGUCAGUUUCGUACAAGCUGCUGGCGGUGAUGUGGAGAUGCUUAGAAGCACGGAAUGUGCUUAUAGAUUUAAGUCCGCUGAGAUACCUGCUGUGUUCCACGAUCUGUUCAACCAUUGA